Betta splendens (Siamese fighting fish) is the source of this 2643-nucleotide messenger RNA. RefSeq names its product NLR family CARD domain-containing protein 3-like. The record is from RefSeq and is a predicted model, not a curated record. The transcript is spliced from 6 exons. NCBI's taxonomy places the organism in Eukaryota, Metazoa, Chordata, Actinopteri, Anabantiformes, Osphronemidae. Bases 163 to 2628 code for a protein of 821 amino acids.
CAGAGAAGUUUCAUUGUUCACACGAUACAGGUACAGGCGCGAAUACCAAAAGUGUCGUCGAGUUCACACUCCAUUGUGAGAAAAUAGAGCAGAAGGAACAAAAGUUAAAUAAACACCAAGAAGAAGAAGAAAAGAGGAGGUAGAAAGUGUGAAUCCAGCAGCAUGAAUCAGUGUGAGGACAGAGAGGAAGGAGCCCCUCCCUCUAAAACCAGUCUGUGUGGGGACCAUGAGAACCAGAACAAAGCUCAGAGGUGUUUUUCUAUCAGGUCCCAUCAGAGACGAGGAUCUGCUGAACCUGGACCUGAACCUGGACCUGGACCUAGACCUGAACCUGGACCUAGACCCAGCUGUUUGUCUUUCAAGAGUGACCAGUCAAACACCCAUUUUAUUAAUUUCAAAGAUCAACCUGUGUCAGAGUCACAAGUGGACCAGCAGAGCUCAGAGGUUCCCAGUGCUCAGUCUGUCCAGCAGCACCAAACACAGCUGGACUCCAUAUUUAUGCUGCUGGAGGAAAACAUUGUCACGUUUGUGAAGAAGGAGCUGAAGAAGAUGCAAAAGGUUCUGAGUCCAGAUUACCCAGAAUGCUUAGAGAGUCAGAGGGAGGAUGAGGAUGAGUUGGAUGGUGAGGAUGAAGAGCAGAGGAAGAGCAGCAGAGACGCGUUUCUGAAGAUCACAGUGAACUUCCUGAGGAGGAUGAAGCAGGAGGAGCUGGUUGACUGUCUGCAGAACCCAGAUCUGAUGGUUCCAGUACCAGAGCCACGGCCCAUCACAUAUUACCAGCAGAUGCUUCAAUCAAACCUCCAAGACGAGUUUCUAUGUGUGAAACCAGGCUGGUCAGAAGUCGACCAACGUCUGGAUGACAUCUACACAGAGCUGUACAUCACAGCUGGGCCAGAUUCACACAUCAACACACAGCAUGAGGUCCAACAGCUUGAGACGACACAGCAGAAGCAAAGAUCAGCAGAGGAGCCAGUGAAGCCCAGUGACCUGUUCAAACAUCCCCCUGGUAAAUACAGACGCAUCAGAACAGUGUUGACCAAUGGAAUCGCUGGGAUUGGAAAAACAGUCCUUGUGAACAGGUUUGUGUUGGACUGGACCCAACAAAGGUCCAAUCAAGACGUGCAUCUGAUUUUCCCCUUCACCUUCCGUCGGCUGAAUCCACUGAAGGGACAGAAGUUUAGUUUGUCAGAGCUCAUUCAUGAAUGUAUCCCAGAAACUGAGUCCAUCAGCCUGGAGGCUCUGAAUUACAUCUUUACACAUCUACAGUCAUCAGGAAACAGCAACUAUGACAAGAGCAGCUUCAAACUUCUGUUUGUGUUUGAUGGACUGGACGAGAGUCGCCUCCAACUGGACUGUAGCACCAGUGAGAAGGAGACGGGUCAACGUGACGUCACAGAGUCCACCUCAGUGGAUGAGCUGCUGACAAACCUCAUCAGAGGAAAACUACUACGCUCUGCUCGCAUCUGGAUCACCACACGACCUGCAGCAGCCAAUCAAAUUCAUGGAGACUUUGUUGAGGUGGUGACGGAGGUCAGAGGGUUCACUGACCCACAGAAGGAGGAGUUCUUCAGGAAGAGAUUCACAGAUGAGGAGCGGAGCAACAGAAUCAUGUCCCACAUCAAGACGGCACGAAGCCUCCACAUCAUGUGCCACAUCCCAGUCUUCUGCUGGAUCACUGCUAUGGUUCUGGAGGAUCUGCUGGAAACCAGAGAGGGAGGAGAGCUGCCCAAGACCCUGACGGAGAUGUACGCAGAGUUCCUGGGGUUUCAGAUGGAUCGGACUAAAGACAAGUACGGACCAGAACAGUGCAGCAACUACAUCAAGUCAUUGGCUAAACUGGCUUUUAAGCAGCUGCUAAAGGGAAACUUGAUCUUCUAUGAGGAAGAUCUGAAAGAGAGUGGGUUCAAUGUCAGUGGAGCCUCAGUGUGUUCAGGAGUGAUCACAGAGAUCUUUAAACAGGAGCGAGGGAGGAAAACCAAGGACAAGAUGUUCAGCUUUGUUCAUCUGAGCGUUCAGGAGUUUCUGGCUGCUGUUCACAUGAUGCUCUGUUACACCAACGGGAAGAUGGAGAAACUGGAGAACUUCCUGAAAGACUACAAACACACAGAAUCAAUCCUUAAAAGAAUAAAACAGGUGUUUGUUCAUCCGUCAACUCUCUCAUCUUUGGAGGUUGUUGUGAAUAGAACCAUUUUUAAAUCCCUUCAGAGUCCAAGUGGCUACUUGGACCUGUUUGUUCGCUUCCUUCAUGGCCUCUGUCUGGAGUCCAACCAGAGAAUCUUGGGAGGUUUGCUGGGUCACACAGAGAACAGUCCAGAAACCAUCCACAGAAUCAUCAACAACCUGAAAAAGACAAGGAGUGAUAUAAUCUCUCCAGACAGAAGCAUCAACAUCUUCCACUGUCUGAUGGAGAUGAACGACCACUCAGUUCAUCAGCAGAUCCAAGAGUUCCUGAAGUCAGAGAACAGAUCAGAGAAGAAACUCUCCUUGAUCCAGUGCUCAGCUCUGGCCUACAUGCUGCAGAUGUCAGAGGAGGUUCUGGAUGAGUUGGACCUGAGCCAGUACAACACAUCAGAGGAGGGACGACGGAGACUGAUCCCAGCUGUGAGGAACUGCAGAAAGGGUCAGUAAGUCCAACGUUAAUGU